AGUUUUUCCAUCAGUUGAGUUUUCUUCAGCUAACGUUAACGAACUUCCCUCUCAGUCUUCGAAGUUUGUAGCGAAAACCUUACUAUGUUGAUCUACGCUGUAUUUCUCGUCUUGGCCAUUGUGACCAGUGCCGAGGUGGCCGACGUGUCCGAGGUGGCCGACGUGUCCGAGGUGGCCGAUGUGUCUGACGCUGUUGCCAAUGAUGAUUCAGGUCGGCAAAAGUGUUGGGAGACCGGCUGGGUGAAAAUUAGCCCUCACACUGUCUGUUUCGAAGCGAAAGGCAACCGCUACGGAUCGUUUAACAACUAUGUCGGAGGAAGAAUGGUAACGGCCAUUAAAUUGGAGUACGUGUCGGGAAAGGUGCGCUGUAUCGGGGGAGUGAAGUACGACAGUCGGUGGGGAUGCUUUAAUUACGCCUACUUUAAAAAAUUUCCCCUCGAUGUCAUUGUGACGGACGAUAACAACAACGUUUUGUUUCCUAAGCAGCAAUAUAUCAAGCACAGAGCUGGUUUAUGGUAUUGGAUGCCGUUCGUUCACCCCUUGGAUUCCGACGAGUUGAUCUUUACAGAUUACCGCACACCAUUUUACUUCCCCUUACAUAAAGAAAUGAGGAUCUGGUACGGGGAAGAUCUGAAGAACUGGGGCGAAGGCAACAACGCAGGUCGUGUUUGCGUCAAUGUGUACGCUAGAUUCAAGUUAUAGAAUGUUUGUCAAUGUCAAUUUGCGAACUCAAUAAAACCAGUUAAUAAACCGAACAACACCUUCAGUAAGUUAGUAAUAUAGUUUAGGGAUUAUCAGGCUAUCUAUUAGUUUAAAAGAAAGUAC
Actinia tenebrosa (Australian red waratah sea anemone) is the source of this 825-nucleotide messenger RNA. RefSeq lists its product as uncharacterized. NCBI's taxonomy places the organism in Eukaryota, Metazoa, Cnidaria, Anthozoa, Actiniaria, Actiniidae. The record is from RefSeq and is a predicted model, not a curated record.